AUGUCUCGUUUAUCAAUCUUAGCUAUUGUCUUUCUCUUCUGCAUUGCAUCUUCUAAUGCAGCUGUUGAUAUACAAGCCAUUUGCCAGAAAGCCAAAAACCCUACAUUUUGUAAAAAUCUUCUCACUCUGAAAGCCGGAGGGGACCUCAGCAGCCUAGCGCAAUACACCCUCGACGUAACACCUAUACAACUUUUGAAAAGUCUUGAUUACAAUGGUGUGAGCGUACAUCUUAGUGCUGUUAUGACUGAUGUUGAUGAAUGUAUUAGCGAUGAAUCACCUCCAGAUAACUCUGAUCUUCCCAAGAGUGCUGAAACUGUCUACCAAGUUUCUCAGAUUAGUCUUAUCAUUUCGAAUUUGUUGGUACAGAAAUAG
Messenger RNA from Vicia faba (fava bean), 372 nucleotides. NCBI's taxonomy places the organism in Eukaryota, Viridiplantae, Streptophyta, Magnoliopsida, Fabales, Fabaceae. The record is from the annotation of a GenBank genome assembly.